Messenger RNA from Seminavis robusta, 726 nucleotides. The record is from the annotation of a GenBank genome assembly. Lineage: Eukaryota; Bacillariophyta; Bacillariophyceae; Naviculales; Naviculaceae.
AUGGCUGUCCAUGUGAUGCAUGGGCUUGACACUUGCUCUGGUGCUGCCAAUGGUGGGCACUUGGCAGUGCUGGAAUAUGCCCAUGAAAAUGGUUGCCCCUGGAAUGAAAUCACAUGCAGCAAUGCUGCGUCAAAGGGGCGUCUAGAUAUCCUCCAAUAUGCCCAUAAUAAUGGUUGUCCAUGGGAUGAAGACACAUGCAAGUGUGCUGCUGAGAAUGGCUAUUUGGGAAUGCUACAAUUUGCUCAUGAAAAUGACUGUCCCUGGGAUAACAGUACAUGUGAAGAAGCUGCCAAGUAUGGACAUUUGGAUGUCCUGAAAUAUGCUUAUGAGAAUGGCUGUUCUUUGAAUAGCAGUGCAUGUGAAGAAGCUGCAGAAAAUGGCCAAUUGGAAAUCCUAAAGUUCCUUCACGAAAGCGAUUGUCCUUGGGAUGGUAACACAUGUUUCUUUGCAGCGGAAUGUGGUCAUCUGGAAAUUCUGAGAUAUGCACAUGAACAUGGAUGUCCAUGGAACGAAGAGACGUGUUAUGCAGCAGCUGCUGCUGGUCAUUUGCAAAUCCUGAAGUAUGCCCAUGAAAAUAUGUGUCCAUGGGAUGAAAGGUCGUGCCAGUGGGCUGCAAUGAAUGGCCACAUAGAAGUGCUAAAGUAUGCCCGUGAGAAUGGCUGUCCUUGGAGCAAAGAGACCAGCAGGAUUGCUGCUUGCUUGGGAUAUUCUGAAGAUCCAUCAUGA